This is a messenger RNA of Wickerhamiella sorbophila, 2262 nucleotides long. Its product is annotated as Telomerase reverse transcriptase. The transcript has a single exon. Gene Ontology annotation, molecular function: telomeric repeat DNA binding; telomerase RNA binding. Gene Ontology annotation, cellular component: telomerase catalytic core complex. The record is from RefSeq and is a predicted model, not a curated record. Bases 1 to 2262 code for a protein of 753 amino acids. Gene Ontology annotation, biological process: telomere maintenance via telomerase. NCBI's taxonomy places the organism in Eukaryota, Fungi, Ascomycota, Dipodascomycetes, Dipodascales, Trichomonascaceae.
AUGCAAGAUAAUUAUUUGAUCACCCGAUUAGAAAAUGCCGGUUUCAAAUAUGUUGGUCGUCUAGGAGUGAUCCUCGGCGACCACUUUCCUGCAGUUGUUGCCGAAAUCGAGGUUUCUUCAGGAAUCCUGGAUUAUAUCGUGGCGUUGAAGGAGAUGCCGGAUGCUAUACCGGCCAAUUCAUCGGAAUACGGCGAGUUUAUUUUUGCCUGUGAGUCGAGAUCUUCUAAUCAACUCAAUGACUUUUACCAUCCAGCUUGGGCGACUCUUUAUCGCAGCAUGGGUACAAACUGGUUUUCUAGUCUUUUACGAGGAGUUGUUUUAAAGCCACAAGGCCGAUCAUGGAUUCAAUUGACAGGACCUGCUGUUUACGAUCCACCACAAAUCCGUGAAAAGUCCAAAAAAGCUCCCUCCUUCAAGUCUCGAAAACACAGGAUGUGUACAAGCCGUCUGGCCACGAGAUUAUUAUACAAAGGCGACUCAAUAAAAUUUGGGUCCAAAGAGCAUGCGAUCGAGGCUAAUGCUACAGCGAUCUUCCCUUCGAUGCGGAGCAAAUAUCGAUUCAAGGUCUCAAAACUGUUGGAGAAAUUCGAAAAGCGUAGUACCUGGCUGAAUGUUGACUUGGACAAAUUCUGUGCUGGCGACUCAGUUGUUCCUCGCCGGGUUGUGUUGAAUGUAACAAUGAUAGCUCUGAAGCAGUGCAUCCCCAAAGAAUUGAUUGGUCCAAAUAUUAUCCCAUUCCGAGAUGGGGUGCGUGAGUGGAUAUCGAUGGGUAGGUAUGAAUCUACCAGUUUGAAUUUUUUUGUUAAAGGGUGGAAGUCUCGCGGGUUGGUAUGGCUGGGGCAAUCAAAUAAUGCUGCACAUCAUCAAAUGACUCAAAGAAUGCUUUUACAUUUGAUCGAAUGGCUCUUUUCGGUUGUAGUUCCAAGGAUCGUCAAAAGAUUUUUUCAUAUCGCCCAGCAGUCCAACCAUGCCGGUGGUUGUUACUAUUAUCGCAAAGAUCUUUGGCAUAAAAGGUACAAUCAGCAGAUCAAGGAGCUUUCAAAACAACUAGAGCCCGUCACAGAGCAUCCAAUGGCACCGUUCAAUACACCUGCACGUAUCCAUCUUGUUCUCAAACCUAAUGGCGAAACGCGGCCGGUAAUAAAUCUGUCGCAUCUCAAGAACGCGCUUGGACCUUCGCGACUUGUUUUGGACUUUUUGACUCUGGCUUCGCCCUGUAGAUUGCGAAGCUUGUCGGACUUUCUGCCCAGGUUGGUGCGUUUCCAACGCCAGCAUUUUGGUAAAAGGUUCUACUGUGUCAAAGUAGAUAUUGCCAAGUGCUUUGAUUCUAUUGAUACUGACAAACUGAUAUAUGUUUUGAAAAGUCGGCUGGCAAACAAGGCGUUCCAAGCCUAUAAUUUCUGGGACGAAAGACGCGGCCGCAAAGUGACUAUUCUGGCAUCCAACGGCAAGUAUGAAUUACCGGAAACCGCUACCAAUAGUGUUCUGAGGCAUUAUAGUACAGAAACGAUUUCAGGCAGUACCGUUUUGCAAACAAUUUCAGUGCUUUUAAAGCAGUUGUUAAUUCAAGGGGGUAGCGUAGCACUGCAAAAAAGCUCUGGAAUACCUCAGGGGUCCUCUGCCUCUAACGCACUUUGUAACUUCGCUCUGGACCACAUUUUAAGAUCAGCAUUUGGAGAAUAUAUCACUGACCAAAACUCGUUACUAUUACAUUAUGUGGACGAUAUCUUGUUUGUGUCCACCCAAGAGCAAACCGCUUGCCGAUUUAUUCGUCGCAUGAAAGAAGGCUUCCCAGAAUUUAACGUUUUCAUCCAACCAAAAAAAACCGAGUGCAAUUUUUCAGGUGAAAAUCGCGAGAUGAACUUAAUCUACCUUGGCACCUGCUUUAAUGCCGCUACUUUGGAUGUGUUACCGCUCAAACUGCCGCCGUUCAAAGUUCGUACUGAGCAUCCUGAAUGGUGGAUUAGAAGGCGACUUGAAGGAACUAUUAAUUUGAGGUUUGCCUCGCAGUUUCACUCGUUCGACCGUCACAACGUCAUCUUAUCGGACAAGAACAUCAAGUUUUUCGCUACAGCUAUUGGCCGUGCGAUGGCUGUUCGCAUGCAUUACCUUGGGGCCAACAUGUCUCUUCGCAAAAAGCUGUUCGAUCAACUACUCGCCAAAUCCCUUAAAUUAUACUCUAGAUGUGGAGGGCGAAACAAACCUUUAUUUAUUUCGGUAUGUAUCUCCGAGUACCGCAAGCGGUCCAAGCGAUAUAUAUAG